Molecule: messenger RNA, 2795 nt
Organism: Alnus glutinosa
Lineage: Eukaryota; Viridiplantae; Streptophyta; Magnoliopsida; Fagales; Betulaceae
Product: outer envelope protein 80, chloroplastic-like
Exons: 16
Coding region: 440-2650 (736 amino acids)
Biological process (GO): embryo development ending in seed dormancy; chloroplast organization
Cellular component (GO): outer membrane
Source: RefSeq, a predicted model, not a curated record
UAAGAUAUCAGGUCCUCAUCAUCUACAGUCUUACCAACUGCAGCAAGUUGGUCAGCCCAACUCUUUGCAACAAAGCAUGUAAUUUGAGCAAUUUUUGGAUCCCUAAUUUUAACGUAUGGAGUUGAUGCUUGAGCCUUGAGGUGUGAGAUUCUUGAAUGAGAAUUAGAAGCAAAUUUCUUAGCCAAGUGAGUCCAAACUUGGCAUGCAGUAUUCUGUCUAUAAAUAGUCUCUGCAUAUUCUUUGCUUCGUAACUGCGCGCUCUUUACUUUAUUGUAUGCCAUGAGUCUCUUCAUCUUCAGCAGAUGGGCAACAACUCUUCUGUGAGUCUCUUGCUCUCCUUUAAUUACUCUACAUGUGUUAUCAGUGUUGAUUCUGGACAUACUUCUAACACGCAUCCGAAUUCUUUUUCAAUCCGGCAAUCGCUCUUGUGUCAAUAACGAUGCCGCAAAACGAUGACGUACGGUUCACUUCGUCCUCUCUCAAAGUCCCUCUCCCUCCACAACCCUCACCCUUCAAAUUCCCGUUCUGUUCCCAAACCUUAGCUUCGCAAAUGGCGAAGACUAGGAACUCGCUUGCUCAGCUCAUCGACUCUGUCAAGACUCGCUCGGAUUUCAAGCGAUUCCGCCCGGGAUUCUCUCAUUUCUGGAAUCGGUCCACUGAGACGAGAAAAUCUUCUCUUCUUUGUUCGGCGUCGUUGUCUCUGAUUCGGUCGGACGAGUCGACUCAAGCAGAGUCGUUUGGAACUCAGAAAUCGGGCUCGAGAAGUCGAUACGGGAAGGAGGAGGAGCAGAGGCUGUUGGUACCGAAAUCUUCGCUUCUCUGUUCGGCUUCGUUGGCGCUGAAUCGGCCCGACGAGCCGGCGACUCAGGGAGACUCUUCGGGGAGGGAGGCUCAGCCAAAGGGACACUCCACGAGUCGAGUGUACGACGAGGAGAGGGUGCUGAUCAGCGAAGUGCUGGUGAGGAACAGGGACGGCGAGGAGCUCGAGAGGAAAGACCUGGAAAUGGAGGCCUUGCAGGCGCUUAAGGCGUGCCGAGCCAACUCCGCGCUCACGGUGCUCGAGGUUCAGGAGGAUGUGCAUCGAAUCAUCCACAGCGGGUACUUCUCCUCGUGCAUACCCGUCGCGGUCGACACGCGGGACGGCAUCAGAUUGGUGUUUCAGGUAGAACCAAACCAGGAGUUCCAAGGGUUGGUUUGUGAAGGAGCUAAUGUUCUUCCAGCAAAAUUUCUAGAGGAUUCUUUCCGUGAUGGAUAUGGAAAAGUGAUUAAUCUCAGGCGUUUAAAUGAAGCUAUAUCUUCUAUCAAUGGAUGGUACAUGGAGCGGGGGUUUGUUGCCAUGGUUUCAGCUGUUGAGAUUCUCUCUGGGGGUAUUCUUAGGUUACAAGUUUCUGAAGCCGUGGUCAAUAAGAUAUCCAUAAGUUUCCUGGACAGAAAAACCGGUGAGCCCACUACAGGGAAGACAAAGCCAGAAACAAUACUUCGACAACUUACAACCAAGAAGGGUCAGGUGUACAGUAUGCUUCAAGGAAAAAGAGAUGAGGAGACCGUAUCAACCAUGGGAAUCAUGGAAAAUGUUAGCAUUAUUGCCCAGCAUGCAGGUGAUACUGGUAAGGUUGAUAUGGUAAUGAAUGUUGUUGAGCGUCCAAGUGGAGGUUUUUCUGCUGGUGGUGGAAUAUCAAGUGGGAUUACAAGUGGCCCAGCAGGACUCAUUGGAAGCUUUGCAUACUCUCAUAGGAAUGUUUUUGGAAGAAACCAGAAACUCAAUAUCUCUCUAGAGAGGGGCCAGAUUGACUCAAUAUUCCGCAUAAAUUAUACCGACCCAUGGAUUGAAGGAGAUGACAAGCGGACAUCCAGAACAAUAAUGGUUCAGAAUUCAAGAACCCCUGGAACACUUGUUCAUGGUGACCAAUCGGAUGGAAGUUGCCUGACCAUUGGCCGUUUCACAGCUGGUAUAGAAUUCAGCCAACCAAUCAGGCCUAAGUGGAGUGGAACAGCGGGUCUUUUUUUUCAGCAUGCUGGCGUUCGUGAUGAAAAAGGAGAUCCUGUUAUCAAGGAUUUUUUCAGCAGUCCGCUUACUGCAAGUGGCAAAGUCCAUGAUGAUAUGCUACUUGCUAAAUUUGAGAGUGUCUACACUGGAUCUGGUGACCAGGGCUCUUCAAUGUUUGUAGUCAAUAUGGAACAGGGACUUCCUGUUUUGCCUGAGUGGUUGUCUUUCAACAGAGUGAAUGCUCGUGCCAGGAAGGGUAUAGAAAUUGGUCCUUCUCGCUUUCUUUUAAGUUUGUCUGGUGGCCAUGUCGUGGGUAAUUUCCCUCCACAUGAAGCAUUUGCUAUUGGUGGAACCAACAGUGUGAGAGGUUACGAAGAAGGUGCUGUUGCCUCUGGUCGAUCUUAUGCUGUUGGUUCUGGAGAAAUCUCUUUCCCCAUGUUGGGCCCGGUAGGGGGAGUUAUUUUCGCUGACUAUGGAACUGAUCUUGGAUCAGGCCACACUGUGCUUGGUGAUCCCGCCGGAGCAAGGCUGAAGCCUGGAAGUGGAUAUGGAUAUGGGUUUGGCAUCCGAGUUGAGUCACCACUGGGUCCCCUGCGGCUCGAAUACGCAUUCAGUGACAGGCAUGACAAGAGGUUUCACUUCGGGGUUGGUUAUCGGACCUGAGGUCCUCUUUAGACUCUGGUUUCUUCUCCUUUGGAUGCUAGUCGCCACUGUGCUUUUUUGUAACUAAUUUUUGUUCUUGAUGUAGAGUCCUACUAUUGCUAGAGUUUUUUUGUUUUUUGGUUAUAUUACCUUUGUCAUUACUUGA